This is a messenger RNA of Myotis lucifugus (little brown bat), 1270 nucleotides long. RefSeq names its product fatty acid binding protein 5 (gene FABP5). The transcript has 3 exons. Lineage: Eukaryota; Metazoa; Chordata; Mammalia; Chiroptera; Vespertilionidae. Gene Ontology annotation, molecular function: fatty acid binding. The record is from RefSeq and is a predicted model, not a curated record. Gene Ontology annotation, cellular component: nucleus; cytosol. Gene Ontology annotation, biological process: fatty acid transport. Bases 759 to 1079 code for a protein of 106 amino acids.
UCCGUCAUCAAGCCGGCGCUUCUGUGUAGGUUGUCAUCUCCUCAUCUGAAAUGGGGCCUUGGUCCUGGUCUAAGUUUUCUUGUAAAUGAAACACACCAGUUAUAACUUAGAUCUGAUGCCGAUGGAGUAAUUGGGUUGCAUAGCUAUGAAAUGUUCUCUGUUUUUGAGGGGAAGACUUUUUCAUUUGUUACCACCAUGAUUGUGCUGUUUUACCUCUUAAAACAUUGCCCUGUUGGAGUAUCUCGGCAUCGGUUUCUAUUUGUGUAGCAUAGCGAUCACAUGUUUACCAGGGCCUUGUCUGUGCCGGACUGUGUGCUGGAGUCCUGUCACACGAUGGCCGGCAGAACUGAGUAAGUCAAUUUUAGAAGUCUGGGUGCUUCCCGCGCGUUCCGGCGGCCGUCAGAGCACAGUGGCCACGAGCUGAGAUUUGGAGCCAUACUGCCUGCAUCGUUGGUUCCCAGCUCAUCACUUCCUAGCUGAGCGAGCUUGUGUGGGUGACUUCAGUGACUCACUUUGUCAUCUAUAGAAUGGAGACAGUGCUGUGGCCCUGCUCACAGGGUGGUCUCAAGGCUUCUGUGAAUCCGUGUGUGUCUGGUGCUAGCACGUGGUGAGCACUGGGUCUGUGUUUGCCAUAGUUCUUAGGAGUAAGUGAAAAUACACCCAGCACAGUAAUUACAAUGGGCUCGAAUCUUGCAUUCUGUAAGCUGUAACUCUGGUCCUCCUGACAGAGAAUGUGAUUGACAUUCACAGGUGUGGGAAUGGCUAUGCGGAAAAUGGGCGCCAUGGCCAAGCCAGACUGUGUCAUCACUUCCGACGGCACACACCUCACCCUCAGAAGCGAGAGCACGUUGAAGACCACCCAGUUCUCAUGCAACCUGGGAGAGAAGUUUGAAGAGACCACAGCAGAUGGCAGGAAAACUCAGACCGUCUGCAACUUCGUCAACGGCGCGCUGGUCCAGCACCAGGAGUGGGACGGGAAGGAGAGCACCAUCACGCGGCGGCUGGAGGGCGGGAAGCUAGUGGUGGAAUGCGUCAUGAACAAUGUCAACUGUACUCGGGUCUAUGAGAAAGUGGAGUAAGAAUUCCAUCAUCCUUCCAGGCGGGAAUUAGCCAUGAGGAUAAACAAGCUCAGUUCAAUGAGCAAAUCUCUCCACGCGUUUUUUCCCCUUUACUGUGUUCAGUUAUCACAACCAUUUUACAUGCAACUAUUUCUGAGUUGGUUUAAUUAAGAUCGACCGUUUCGUUAGUAAAUAAAUGUGUUUAUGCUAUA